Messenger RNA from Rhodotorula graminis WP1, 1272 nucleotides. RefSeq lists its product as uncharacterized. The record is from RefSeq and is a predicted model, not a curated record. NCBI's taxonomy places the organism in Eukaryota, Fungi, Basidiomycota, Microbotryomycetes, Sporidiobolales, Sporidiobolaceae. The transcript has 2 exons. Bases 1 to 1185 code for a protein of 394 amino acids.
AUGGACCAGCAGACCGCCAGCAUCGAGCACGCCGCCGCACCCGCACCGCCUCGUGCUCUCGACGCCUCGCGCCCUCCCCUCCUCCCGCGCCUCAUCGACGACGUCCUCCUCGCCAUCCUCGACGAGCUCGGGCAGCCCGACUACACCGCCGACGGCUACAAGCUCCGCCAGAAGACGUUGCGCAGCGUGUGCCUCGUCUCGCGCCGCCUGUACACGCUCGCCCGCCCUGUCCUGUGGCGCCAGGUCGUCGUCAACGAGGACGAGCAGGUCAAGCAGCUGCGCCAGUCGGGCGCUGUACUCGGUGCGCACACCAAGGUGUACCAGGUCGGCCGCCGCUACAGCGUGUGCGACCGGGAGGCGGGCGUCAGCGUCGGCGCGGCGAGGUUGCCCAACGUCGAGGACUUGACGGUUGCGGGCGAGCACGAACAAGACCUCCCCCUCUGGUGGCUGCGAGGCUACGACAACCUGCGCCGCCUCGAGCUCGUCGACCUCGACGCGAUCAGCAUCUCGGGAGGGAUGCCGACGCUUCCACGCCUCGAGGAGCUCAUCAUCUCGCGAUGCGCUGUCUCUCCGGACUACGCCUACCAGUGGCUUACGUCGGCGUGGCUGCCCCGCCUCAAGAUUCUCGCCGUUCGAGCGCCGAGGUUUGAGCUCGCGUCAGCCCUCUCGCCGAGCUUGACCGAGCAGCUCGAGGUCGUUCUCGUCGACUCCGUCUUCCUCGACGACCGCUGGCGGUUCAGCCGGCGGUUCAGCUCGAAGCCCGCAGUGAUCGUGUCCAAUCCGUCGCCGCUCAAGGCCCUGCCGCGCGUCGGCAUGUGUGGCUCCGAGCCGUUCUUCGGCAGCACGGACGCCACGGUACAUCAACGCGUACUCGACACCAUCAAGGCCGGCGUCGUCGAGGAGCCACACGCCGAUCCAGACGCCGCCACAGUCCUUUUGCUCCCGCUCCAGGUUAUCGACGCUGCGGUCGAAGCGUCGGUGCGUCCUCUCGGGCUCGUCAAGAACGUCGAGGCGUGGCAAGAGCUCGAGGAGCUGUGCCGGCAGCGAGGCCGGCGCGUCCUCUGGUACGACGAGCAGGAGUUCGAGCGGUCGCACGAGAUCGUCCCGCGCGAGUUCAAGCGGUACUUGCGCGAGCUCAAGGCGACGAGCACCGUCGAGGCGUCGCCGUCGUCGUCGUCGAGGUGAGCAGGAGCGCGAGUCGGACGAGCAGGGGCGGCGGGCGGGUCUCGAGGCGGGCGGAUUGCGAGGAGCGGCUCGAGCGGCGGUGGAAUC